AUGACGUCAAAGCAGCAAUUGACGCGGCUGUUCGGCGUUCUCAAGAUUGAGGAUGCCGCAAAAGAACUCGGUAUAGGAAUAACUGCGUUAAAAAAGCGUUGCCGCGAAUAUGGGAUAUACCGCUGGCCGCACCGACAGGUAUGA
This is a messenger RNA of Ostreococcus tauri, 144 nucleotides long. Its product is annotated as RWP-RK domain. The record is from RefSeq and is a predicted model, not a curated record. The transcript has 2 exons. Gene Ontology annotation, molecular function: DNA-binding transcription factor activity. NCBI's taxonomy places the organism in Eukaryota, Viridiplantae, Chlorophyta, Mamiellophyceae, Mamiellales, Bathycoccaceae. The coding region runs from base 1 to 144 and encodes 47 amino acids.